Messenger RNA from Funneliformis geosporum, 189 nucleotides. NCBI's taxonomy places the organism in Eukaryota, Fungi, Glomeromycota, Glomeromycetes, Glomerales, Glomeraceae. The record is from the annotation of a GenBank genome assembly.
AAACAGAUUGAAAAGCCUACACAUUGGUGUCAAAUGCCUAAUCCAUUACGACAUCGUCAAAGUUUUAUGUUCUCUGAUGUGUUAAGCCUUGCAAUGAUAAUACCAUUCAUACUUGAACGCUUUUUAAAACCUUAUCAUAUAAAGACGGAGACUUUGAAUAAUUGGCUUACAACAUCUGAGAUAAGAUAA